Messenger RNA from Diabrotica virgifera virgifera (western corn rootworm), 1597 nucleotides. RefSeq names its product protein cortex-like. Bases 119 to 1474 code for a protein of 451 amino acids. NCBI's taxonomy places the organism in Eukaryota, Metazoa, Arthropoda, Insecta, Coleoptera, Chrysomelidae. The record is from RefSeq and is a predicted model, not a curated record. Gene Ontology annotation, molecular function: anaphase-promoting complex binding; protein binding; ubiquitin ligase activator activity. The transcript is spliced from 8 exons. Gene Ontology annotation, cellular component: anaphase-promoting complex. Gene Ontology annotation, biological process: positive regulation of anaphase-promoting complex-dependent catabolic process; positive regulation of ubiquitin protein ligase activity; anaphase-promoting complex-dependent catabolic process.
CCUGACUAUUCCAAUACCUACCGAUAUUCUAAUAAAUAUAUCACAAAAGUUAAAUUAAUGUGAUUGUUAUUGUUUUGUUAUUUUAUAAAACAGUUGCAAUUUCUUUUACAAAAUAAAUAUGAAAAAGAGACAAACUGGAAGACCCAUUGCCUUGGACAGAUUUAUUAGAAAAAGAUCUAUAUCUGAUUUUGAAACUCAUGAAAGUACAAUUGAUGAUGAUCCUUUCGAUAAUGCAGAAUCACAUGAUGAGAGCUUCCAUUAUGUUAACAUAGCCAGAGAAAGGUUUUUUCAUAAUAACUAUCGCAGUAUGUUAAAAAAUAUAAUGCUUUCCAACAAAUCUAUAAUCGGGGAUAAUUUCGGGAAUAACAACGUUCAGUUAAAACUCCAUGAAAUUAUAGAGCACUGGCCAGUUGAGGCCAGAAAAAAACCAUUAUUGCUCAACUCACCAGAAGUAUUUUUGGACUUACCAGAUUUGAACGCACAUUACCUUAAUAAUAUUGUCGAUUGGGGUAACACAGGUUAUAUUGCCACCAUAUUUGAUUCAAAAGUACAUUUGUGGCAUCCGAAUAAAAAAGAUUCGUUGGAAGUGACAACGGAAUUAACUGUGGCAAGAUGCAUAAGAUGGAAUAGGGAUGGAUCCUUGUUUGCCGUAGCUGUAAACAAUAACCAGGUAGAAGUGUUCGAUAUAUUGGGAAACAAAUUUACUUCAAAUAUUGGCAGCUGCGUUUGUUCUGUUCAGCACAAGGACAGGUGCAGAUCUCAGUGUAAUAUCAUCUCAGCAGAAUGGACAAAAUCAAAUAUCUUAUUAACAGGAUGUUCUUAUGGUACAUUGACCAUGUUCAGCGCAAACUUAAAAUGGCUAAAUUUCCGUUUUAUCCCAAAUAGUGCAGCUAUUGUAAAGCUAGCAUUGUCUUGCCAUGAAAACUAUUUGGCUUCAGUGGGAAUCGACCACACUGUGUUUAUUAUGAAUUAUCAUAAUUUUGAUGGUAUUCAAACUUUCCCUUUACCAACCCCAAAGGCUAUAGCUUGGCAUCCUUGGAAAGAUUCCUUACUAGUGCUGGGUCAGAUGGAUUACCUUUUUUUGUGGAAUGUUCAAAGUCAGAAUAUUUCUUGUUCAAUGCCAUUUCCGAACACCUACAUCGAUAGUUUAAUAUUUAAUCCGAUGUCUGCUGAACUGCUGGUAAGUCAACAUUGUUAUGAUGAAGACGGCAAUGAAGGAGUUAGUUACUUGAGAGUUAUGAAGAAUUUGAACUGUAUUGUUGAUGAAGUAAGGUGUAAUAAAUGUAAGAUUCCUUAUUUAAUGUGGGACCCAACAGGAACCAAACUAGGAGCUGCAACCACUGAAGAAAAUUUCUGUAUUUGGGAUUUUUUUGGACGAGGAACUAAACAAGAAAAAAAGUAUAAAGGUAUAAUGCAAAAUGUAGAUGCAAAAGAUAUUUUCAAAACUACGAAUUUUAGAGGUGUUAUUCGAUAAGUUAUUUUAUAUUUUUGAGAUAUGAUGUAUUUUACAAUUUUAAACAAUUUAGUUUUAAACAUGUUUUUGAUGUGAUAUAUUUUAUAAUUUUAAACAACUGAAACAUUAUACAUUGAAUGAAAA